Messenger RNA from Alnus glutinosa, 1842 nucleotides. RefSeq lists its product as uncharacterized. Bases 1 to 1842 code for a protein of 613 amino acids. The record is from RefSeq and is a predicted model, not a curated record. The transcript is spliced from 2 exons. NCBI's taxonomy places the organism in Eukaryota, Viridiplantae, Streptophyta, Magnoliopsida, Fagales, Betulaceae.
AUGGAUAAGAGUUGGAUGAAGUUGCCGCGAAGUUCGCGAGAGUAUAUUCGCGGGGUUAUGGCGUUUGUGAAAUUUGCACGUGAACAUGAGAGUAGAAAAGGGGUCAUUGUGUGCCCCUAUAAGAAGUGUUUUUUGGGCAAAUCAUGGUCCUGUAAAGUUGUAUUUGCCCAUUUAACGUCAGGUGUCGGGAUUAUUGAGGGUUACACUGAGUGGAUAAUGCAUGAGGAAUCACUUGUCCCUCCCGUUCAUAACGAGACAAUACAUGAAGCUCCCAGAACGCUUCAAGUGGAUAGCAUUCCACUACAUGAGGGGUCAAGUGGGAUGCAAGACAUGCUUACUGACGUUUUCGUGAUGCACGAUGUUUGUGUAGAAGUCGGUGAGUCUCAAGUGGGAGUAGAGGCCGAAGCCGAAGCCAAGUCUGUGGAUGUUGAAAUUGAAGACUCUAACAGGGUGCCGAAUAAGUUAGAAGAAUUGCUAAAGGAUGCCGAUACGCCACUCCAUGGAAAUACAAAACACAGCAAAUUGGGAGCUAUUGUGCGUCUAUUUAGUAUUAAGUGUAUGGGCGGUUGGAGCAAUACAUCACUCUCUAUGUUGCUCGAAUUCAUUAAUGAGCUGAUGCAUCCAGAUGCAAGUUUGCCUAAGGACACAUAUGAGGCAAAAAAGUACUUGAAGGAUUUGGGCCUUGAGUAUGAGAAGAUAUCGGCUUGUUGCAAAGGUUGUAUGUUGUUUUGGAGGGAAAAUGAAAAGUUGGACAAAUGUAAAUUCUGCAAUGAGUCCAAGUGGAAGGAUGACUUAACUAAUGAAGAUGGGUCGACAAAAAGUUCGAAAAAAAAGUCGGUCAAAGUGUUGCGUUGGUUUCCUCUAAUACCAAGGCUGCAGAGGUUGUUUAUGUCACAUCAUACAUCGCCACAUAUGAAGUGGCACGCUCAAGGUCGUACAAAAGACGGUGUGUUGAGGCAUCCGGCCGAUGGAGAAGCAUGGAAGACAUUCGAUUCACGUUACCCAGUAUUCGCAUCAGACCCGCGAAAUGUGAGGCUUGGUUUAGCGUCAGAUGACUUCAAUCCUUUUGGGAACAUGUCCUCUAGUCACAGUACUUGGCCGGUAAUGCGAUGGUUGCCUCCGGAUCUUCCAUGGAGAAGAAACAAGAGACGAUUCAACGGUGCGCAGGAAAUGGUUGGUCCUCCCAAAGUGCCGGAUGGCGAUGAGAUCAUGAGACAAUUAGAGUGUGUUGUCAAUCGGGCAAGGACCGGACAGAAGCUGCCGGCUGGGGAAGUAGAUUGGAAGAGGCGAAGUGUAUUAUACGAUUUGUUUUAUUGGAAAUAUCAAUUACUACGCCAUAACAUUGAUGUGAUGCACACAGAGAAAAAUAUAGUUGGUAACAUACUUGGCACGCUAUUGGACAUGAGCAGUAAAACCAAAGACAACCACGAAGCACGUCAAGACUUGCGUAAGAUGAAAUUGAGACCAGAACUCUAUCCAUUUAUCACGGAAAACGGCAAAACACUUUUGCUCCCAGCUUGUUUCACAAUGACGAAAAAAGAGAAGACUGACUUCCUGCAAGUGUUCCAUGAUGUUAAAGUGCCCGAUGGAUAUUCUUCAAAUGUGUCACGUUGUGUCAAGCUCAAGGAAUGUACUGUUGGGGGUUUGAAGAGUCAUGCCAAUCACAUAAUCAUGCAACAACUUAUGCUAAUUGCACUUCGAGGAAACUUACCGGAUGAUGUUGUGAGGCCUUUAAUUGAGCUAUGUGGGUUCUUUAGGGAUAUUUGUUCAAAAACACUGAGGGUGGAAGAUCUGGAUUGUCUAGAGAAUCAAAUACCCAUAAUCUUGUGCAAAUUGGAAUGA